AUGCACAGCUUCGCUGCCCUCGCCGCUCUCGCCGCUGUCGGCCUCGUUAACGCCCAGGAGAGCAUCGAGUUCGGCCCCGCCUUCUCUCUCGGCCCUACUCAGUCAUGGAUCCGCGAGGCUACCACCACCCUGGUGCUCCCCGAGGUCCCUAGCCCCCAGGAGGACCGUCUCGCUCUGUGGCCCGGUAUGGGCACCAGCGGUGGUGACCUGAUCCAGGCUCUUGCCGUCUCUUUCUCGGACCCUAACGCCAACUGCGGCGCCAAGGAAGGCCAGUGGUGCACCUGGGCUAGCACCCUGCAGGACACCCAGCUGGGCGGAAAGCAGGUCCCUGCCUCCGCUGGCGACAAGGUCGAGAUGCACUACAAGUUCAACGACGAGACCAGCAAGUACGACCAGACCGUUUCCAUCAACGGCGAGGUUGUCUCCACCUUGUCGACCAGCUCCGGCCAGGCCCAGGGCUGGGGUACCGCCGUCGAGGCCCAGGACAACGCCUCCAAGAGCAAGGUCGCUGCUCACAAGUACGUCGACACCACCAUCAUCCUGAACGCUGCCGACUCCACCUUCGCCGGCACCCUUGGCCUGAACAACGCCGACUCGACCGGCCUGAACACCGAGGACAACAAGACCUUCAAGGUCGACACCAUCACCAUCAACGCCCACACCUUUAACUUCUAA
Molecule: messenger RNA, 675 nt
Organism: Aspergillus steynii IBT 23096
Lineage: Eukaryota; Fungi; Ascomycota; Eurotiomycetes; Eurotiales; Aspergillaceae
Exons: 6
Coding region: 1-675 (224 amino acids)
Source: RefSeq, a predicted model, not a curated record